This is a messenger RNA of Cicer arietinum (chickpea), 1682 nucleotides long. RefSeq names its product serine acetyltransferase 1, chloroplastic-like. Gene Ontology annotation, cellular component: cytoplasm. Gene Ontology annotation, molecular function: L-serine O-acetyltransferase activity. NCBI's taxonomy places the organism in Eukaryota, Viridiplantae, Streptophyta, Magnoliopsida, Fabales, Fabaceae. The record is from RefSeq and is a predicted model, not a curated record.
AAAAAAAACCUAUCGUAUUUAUUAUUUUUCAUUUUCCCGGAAAAUUGAUUUUCCAAUUUUCCAUGAUUGUUCUUCUUCUUUGUCGCUCUCUCACUUCCUCCUUAUAUAAGACUUCCCCUUUCACUCAUUCCCCAAAUCAAUUCAAACCCAUUUUUCUUCUUCACCCUAAGUUUCAAUCUUUAUACCCUUUUUCUUCAUCCAUGGCUACUUGUGUUGAUGCUUCAACCCCUCCUCUUUCUCGCAAACCUAACGUUUCACAAUCCGAUGAUUGUUCAUUCAACUUCGUCAAUUUUUGUCGACCCAAUUUCUCUGAUCGUGUUUCCUCGGUACCCAUUUGUAAGAAUCGUGAAAAAGUCUUGCACACAAAAACUGUAUUGGUUGAAGAUUUAGAGCAUGACCAAGAUGAUGCAAAAGUUGAUAAUCUCGAUGAAAUUGAGGUUGUUGAUUUUUGGUUGAAGAUUCAGGAAGAAGCAAGGUUAGAUUUGGAUCAAGAACCAAUUUUAUCUAGCUAUUAUUUCAGUUCCAUUUUAUCUCACAAUUCAUUGGAAAGUGCUUUGGCUAAUCAACUAUCAAUUCAUUUGAGUAAUUUGAGUCUUUCUAGCACUACCCUUUUUGAUCUUUUCAUGAGUGUUUUGGUUAAUGAUGAUGAAAUAUUGAAUACUGUGAAAGAUGAUUUGAAAGCAGUGAAAGAAAGAGACCCUGCUUGUAUAAGCUAUGUUCAUUGUUUAUUGAAUUUCAAAGGGUUUUUAGCAUGUCAAGCUCAUAGGAUAGCUCACAAAUUAUGGUUACAAGGGAGAAAAGUUUUGGCACUUUUGAUUCAGAAUAGAGUUUCUGAGGUUUUUGCUGUUGAUAUUCAUCCUGGUGCUAAGAUUGGAAGAGGGAUUUUGUUGGAUCAUGCAACGGGACUUGUUGUUGGUGAAACAGCUGUGAUUGGUAACAAUGUUGCAAUUUUGCAUAAUGUUACAUUAGGUGGAACAGGUAAAGUUUGUGGUGAUAGACAUCCAAAGAUUGGUGAUGGUGUGUUGAUUGGUGCAGGGACAUGUAUUUUGGGGAAUAUUAAGAUUGGUGAUGGUGCUAAGAUUGGUGCUGGUUCUGUUGUUUUGAAAGAUGUUCCACCAAAAACUACUGCUGUUGGAAAUCCAGCUAAGUUGAUUGGUGGAAAAGAUAACCCUAUCAUGUUGGAUAAGAUUCCUAGCUUUACUAUGGACCAUACUUCAUAUAUAUCUGAGUGGUCUGAUUAUGUUAUCUAGAGACCGCUAAAUUGCGUUUGCAGUUACGCUGUAAACUGUGGUAAAUAAUUAAAAGGUUGCAGAGGCUUCUAAAUUUUUUAUGUUGCGACCGUUAUUGCAGUUGCAGACUACAAUUUUACGUUGUGGCUGUUAUUGCAGUUGUAAACUAUAAUUUAGAACUAUGUUUGUGUGGCUGUUAUUGCAGUUGUAAACAGUAAUUUAGAACUAUGUUUGUUUCGUGUUAUAGAUUUUAUUUUGAUGAGGUGAUUUUGGUUGGGGAUUUUAUUUUGUUUGUUGUAUAAGAGAGAAUCUAAGUUCUCCUGUUAACUACAAAAUGCCUCUUAAACCAUGAUGGUAUUAGUGAAUAAAAAGAGUUGCUUGUAGCAGUUUAUGUAAUGCUAUGUUGUUGUAUGGUGUUAAGGACCACUCUGAAUUUUGCUUGUUUUGCUUUCA